Messenger RNA from Austrofundulus limnaeus, 1024 nucleotides. Its product is annotated as sialidase-like. The transcript has a single exon. The annotation marks the transcript as partial. NCBI's taxonomy places the organism in Eukaryota, Metazoa, Chordata, Actinopteri, Cyprinodontiformes, Rivulidae. The record is from RefSeq and is a predicted model, not a curated record.
ACUCCACAGGACACGCCCCGCAGACUCCACAGGACACGCCCUGCAGACUCCACAGGACAGGAGCGCAGACUCCACAGGACACGACCCGCAGACUCCACAGGACAGGACCCGCAGACUCCACAGGACACGCCCCGCAGACUCCACAGGACACGCCCCGCAGACUCCAAAGGACACGCCCCGCAGACUCCACAGAACACACCCCGCAGACUCCAAAGGACACGCCCCGCAGACUCCACAGGACACGUCCCGCAGACUCCACAGGACACGCCCCGCAGACUCCACAGGACAGGAGCGCAGACUCCACAGGACACGCCCCGCAGACUCCACAGGACACGCCCCGCAGACUCCACAGGACACGCCCCGCAGACUCCACAGGACACGCCCCGCAGACUCCACAGGACACGCCCUGCAGACCCCACAGGACACGCCCCGCAGACUCUACAGGACAGGACCCGCAGACUCCACGGGACACGCCCAGCAGACUCCACAGGACACGCCCAGCAGACUCCACAGGACACGCCCUGCAGACUCCACAGGACACGCCCAGCAGACUCCACAGGACAGGACCCGCAGACUCUACUGGACACGCCCCGCAGACUCCACUGGACUCGCCCAGCAGACUCCACAGGACACGCCCAGCAGACUCCACAGGACACGCCCAGCAGACUCCACAGGACACGCCCCGCAGACUCCACAGGACACGCCCCACAGACUCCACAGGACACGCCCGCAGACUCCACAGGACACGCCCGCAGACUCCACAGGACACGACCCGCAGACUCCACAGGACAGGACCCGCAGACUCCACAGGACAGGACCCCCAGACUCCACAGGACAGGACCCGCAGACUCCACAGGACACGCCCAGCAGACUCCACAGGACACGCCCCGCAGACUUCACAGGACACGCCCCGCAGACUCCACAGGACACGCCUCGCAGACUCCACAGGACACGCCUCGCAGACUCCACAGGACAGGACCCGUAGACUCCACAGGACAGGACCCGUAGACUCCACAGGACACGC